AUGACAGUACGAAUCACUCAGAAGUAGUCACGUGAACGCGGCAAUGAUUCAACAAAACCGUCUAUCCACUUCUUGAAUGCGAGACUUCCCAGUAGAAGAGGACCAAAGAGCACAGUUAGGAUCAGUUUCAAUCGGCUCAAAAGACCUUAAUUUUCGGGGCAGUAUUUAAUUAGAAAAAAACGAAAUAUUCCUUCAAGGAUAAUUAUCGAGCGAUGAUGCGUAUCGUCGUUUGGACGGCCUUGGUCGUGGCCUUAACUAAUGCCGAAUUGUUGAGAACUCCAUUGUAUAAGAUACAAACCGUUCGAAGGAAGUUGCAAGAAGUUGAUACUGAAGUUCAACAGGUCAAGCUUCGAUAUGGCGGCCCUAAUCCAGAACCUUUAUCAAACUAUUUGGAUGCUCAAUAUUAUGGUGUCAUUACCAUUGGCUCUCCUCCACAAACAUUCAAAGUAGUUUUUGACACUGGUUCAUCAAAUCUUUGGGUGCCAUCCAAGAAGUGCCAUGUUACCAAUAUUGCGUGUUUGCUUCAUAAUAAAUACAACAGUAAAAAAUCAUCUACGUACCAACCAAAUGGUACUGCCUUUGAUAUUCAUUAUGGAUCUGGUAGCUUGUCUGGUUUUCUUUCUACAGAUACUGUGACUCUUGCUGGAGUUGAUAUUGUAAAUCAAACGUUUGCUGAAGCAAUAAGUGAACCUGGUUUGGCAUUUGUAGCAGCAAAGUUUGAUGGGAUUUUGGGCAUGGCAUAUGCUAGAAUUUCAGUGGAUGGUGUAACACCAGUUUUCUACAAUAUGAUUAAACAAGGUCUGAUCUCCCAUCCCAUUUUCAGUUUCUACCUAAACAGGGAUCCAUCAGCAGAAAUAGGUGGAGAGAUGAUUUUGGGUGGAUCGGAUCCUGAUCAUUAUAGUGGAGAUUUCACAUACGUUUCAGUUGAUCGCAGAGCUUACUGGCAAUUUAAAAUGGACAAGAUUCAGAUUGGCGAAAAACUAUUCUGUAAAAAUGGUUGUGAGGCUAUCGCUGAUACUGGCACUUCCUUGAUUGCGGGACCUGUUGAAGAAAUUGAAGCUUUAAAUAAAAAAAUCGGUGCUACUCCAAUCGUAGCAGGCGAGGCAAUGGUUGAUUGUAAUUCUAUUUCAAAUUUGCCGAAUAUUGACUUCAUUUUUGGUGGAAACAAUUUUACCUUGUCCGGUGAAGAUUACGUUUUAAAGAUUAAGCAAUUUGGCAAAACAAUUUGCUUGAGCGGAUUCAUGGGUAUUGAUAUUCCACCACCAAAUGGACCGCUAUGGAUCUUGGGAGAUGUAUUCAUUGGUCGCUUUUACACUGAAUUUGACAUAGGAAAUAAUCGUGUAGGAUUCGCUGUUGCUAAAUAAGUAGUUUACCAUAAUCAAAAAGUGUUGCUUCUUUCUGAAUGCAUAUUAUGUCUGCGUGACUAAUACAUGUAUAUUUAUGAACAAAAAGAAGUAAAAGACCAUAGAGUUAUAAUGAAUAAUAUAAGUAUAUUUUCUGAAUAAUGGAAAGGCGUAACUAGACCUUUGUGAUAGAAAUUGGAUUGCAAGGAAAACAUUGGAUAUAGUGUUCGUAUUUACUGUUUUGUUCAUUGCAAUCGUAUAUUGAAAAAAUAUUGAAAUAAUUCAAUACUGAAAAUGUCAAAUAUUUGUAUUUGUUAAAUACAUCAAAUAUAAUUACUGUAAACUGCCUUCUACUGUUUAAUACAUGUUGCAAUCUGAAUACACUGGAUUUAUUGAAUGUAUUGGAUGUAAUCAAAACUAUCUAACAAUCUUUGCCACUAUUGCAAUUCUUAAUUCCUUAUCCUUUAGGUUGAAAGUAUAUAGUUAUCUAUUGGUGGUACCACUUGCCUAAAAAAUCUUGUCCUAACAGAAUAAAUGAAUAGUAUCUAUUCUUUUUUAAACGCAUUAUCUAUUAAAAGAUUGGUAUGCCGAUUUAUGAGAAUUAAUUGUAUAUAACUAUGUAAUUAAACAUAUUCUGUGCUUGUGCGAUUGGUAAGUUUGUCCUCUGUACUUCCAUUAAAUUAUAUUAUGUUAGUGUUAA
Molecule: messenger RNA, 2043 nt
Organism: Cephus cinctus (wheat stem sawfly)
Lineage: Eukaryota; Metazoa; Arthropoda; Insecta; Hymenoptera; Cephidae
Product: lysosomal aspartic protease
Exons: 9
Coding region: 213-1364 (383 amino acids)
Biological process (GO): cell death; proteolysis
Cellular component (GO): lysosome
Molecular function (GO): aspartic-type endopeptidase activity
Source: RefSeq, a predicted model, not a curated record